AUGCGGGAACGACAUCCAACAUCUGAAUAUGAGCAUUUUGUUCACGGACAUGAUGCCGAUACACAUAGUCACCACAGUUAUGAAGAGGGUACUCUAGCGGAUCCAUCCGCAACAGUUGAAGACACACACAGCCUUCACCAUCAUUCAACGGACAGUGUUGAAGAAGAUGUGCAUUUCAAUCCGGCAUCGCAUUCAACAGUACGUGCCGCGUUGUUGGUAAUGGCGUUAUCAUUGCACGCUAUAUUUGAAGGUCUUUCACUUGGACUCAUUAUGGAUGUGAAUUCGUUACUUCAG
Anisakis simplex (herring worm) is the source of this 294-nucleotide messenger RNA. Lineage: Eukaryota; Metazoa; Nematoda; Chromadorea; Rhabditida; Anisakidae. The record is from the annotation of a GenBank genome assembly.